Ectocarpus sp. CCAP 1310/34 is the source of this 686-nucleotide messenger RNA. The record is from the annotation of a GenBank genome assembly. Lineage: Eukaryota; Phaeophyceae; Ectocarpales; Ectocarpaceae.
UGGUCAAGAUCGGGGCACAAGUGGAGUACACGGGCUAAAAGGGCAAGUCGGCGGGGAAGCAGACGACGGUGGUGACGGACGCGGAGGCCUUGUGGGCCAUGCUCUACGCUGACGACGCGGCCAUCGUCUCGCGCUCGCCGGAGGAUCUCGAGAAGAUGAUAUCGGUCAUCGUGCGCGUGGCCGGCCUGUUCGGACUGAUGGUGUCGGAGCCAAAGACGGAGAUCAUGUGCAUGCUGUCGAAAGGGAUCGAGGAACGCCCGUUCACGGUCAGCGCCGCCGGCCAGACGUACAAGCAGACAGAUCGGUUUGUGUACCUCGGACGUACCAUCUCCGCGGACGGGAAGGCCGACCGGGAGAUCACGAGCCGCAGCUGCCGAGCGUGGAAGUGCUACCGCCGGAACGGUGCUUCGAUGUAGGACAGGCGACGGGCCAACCGCCAGCUCAAGAGCCGGCUACUCCAGGCUGAAGUGGUGGAGACUCUCCUGUAUGAGUGCGCCUCGUGGAGCCUAACAGCGGAGCACUACACGAAGCUCAACGGGACCCAUCGCCAGUUCCUUACACGGUGCAUCGGCUGGAGCAAGCGGGAACGCGCAGACCGCCCCCUGUCCUAUGUCCAGGCCCUCAUACAGGCAGGCUGUGAGGAAACCAUCGAGGCCACCGUGUGCAAACGGACACUGUGUUUCGCG